UGAUAAUUGCCGUCGUUGCCUGUGGGUUGACUUUGAUUGUUGGUGGCACCCUUGGGAUUGUCUAUUAUAGACGGAUGCAGAGAAAGAAAAAACAGCAGAACUCACCCACUGUAGUAACUGUGUAUGAUUACAGUGAUGAAACAUUAAUUUUUGAAUCAUAUUCUUCCAAUGAAACAAAUGUAAAGAAACUGAAGUCUGGGGAAAUACCUCAAGACUCUGGUACAGAAAGCGGAAGAAGAACGCAGGAAAAGCGUAAUAUUAUUGAAACAACGAGAUCAGAGACAGAGUAUGAUCAUCUCCAUCAGAAGAAUGGACCCAGUACAUCAGCAGCAGAUAACAUGUACAGUAGGAUGGAAGACAAUCAACACGGACCACAAAGUUUGUCGGACGACACUUACGACCAUACGUUUGGUAUGGAAAGUAAAUGUACAUCGUCUCAGAUAAAUCAUAGUGUGAAUGAUUUCUAUGAUCAGGCUCAUGUGUCGGAAAAAAUGACGUCAACAACAGACGACUUUUACACUCACGUGACAGGAGAUCAAAUCGCAUCACGGAACAUUUUGCUAGAUUACACAUAUGACCGAACAGUGGAGAUUGAAAGUACAUGUAGAUAUGGGACAUCUCUUGGAGAUAACAAUAUAAAUAAUAUUUACGAUCAAGCACAAAUACUGACUGAAACUCUGGAUUCGCCUAAAAAUAAUUAUCAAGAUCCUGAAACUUUCUAUGACCAAGCAACGUGACUUAAACUGUAAUUAGUCUGAAAAUCGAUGUUAACUUCUCAUUUUCACUGACACUGUAAUUUGCAAUUUAAGUCAUGUAAGAUAAUUUCAAUAAAUACCUGUUAUACGUCGGAGAACUUUUU
This is a messenger RNA of Saccostrea echinata, 859 nucleotides long. RefSeq lists its product as uncharacterized. The coding region runs from base 75 to 737 and encodes 220 amino acids. The record is from RefSeq and is a predicted model, not a curated record. The transcript is spliced from 2 exons. NCBI's taxonomy places the organism in Eukaryota, Metazoa, Mollusca, Bivalvia, Ostreida, Ostreidae.